Molecule: messenger RNA, 922 nt
Organism: Diabrotica balteata
Lineage: Eukaryota; Metazoa; Arthropoda; Insecta; Coleoptera; Chrysomelidae
Source: the annotation of a GenBank genome assembly
CUUGACUUUUGUUGUUAUAGUUGUUAUGUCAUAAUAGAAAUAUAACCUGUGAAAAUAAUUACUCUUUCCUUAUUUCCUCAAACAUUCAAGUGAUUACGUUCUAAUGAAUUAAACCACAGCAUCAAGCAGUUAUUGUUCUAUUAUCUCGAACGAUAUUAAUUAAAGUAAGGUCAUUUCUUACAGUUCUAUUUUAAAACAUAACAUCUGUAUUUUUAGAAAUGUUUUCCAAUGGUUUAACUUGCAAUUUACCGUUUAGUUGUAUGAGUGUAAGAGACUCUGGUUCCGAUGAACUACUACCUAAUAAAAUGUCUCGGGAACCUGUGUUGUUAAAUGUUUAUGAUAUGUACAAAAUUAAUGAAUUUACCAGUAAUAUUGGAUUGGGUGUUUUUCAUUCAGGUGUUGAAAUAUAUGGAACAGAGUACGCGUAUGGAGGCCAUCAAUAUUCAUUUACUGGCAUAUUCGAAAAUAUACCUAGGGAUGAAAAAGAAUUAGGAGAACAGUUCAAAUUUAGACAAACAAUACAUAUAGGAUAUACAGAUUUUACAGAAGAAGAUGUUAAAAGAAUUGUUAAUGAAUUAGGAAAGGAAUUUAGGGGCGAUAGAUAUCAUCUUAUGAACAAUAAUUGUAAUCAUUUUUCAGGAGCAUUUUGUAAGAUAUUAUGUGGGCAAGAUAUUCCUCCUUGGAUUAACAGACUGGCAUAUUUCAGCAGUUGGGUCCCAUUUUUGGAACGCUGCCUACCGAAAGAGUGGUUAAUGCCGAUGGCCCUUCAACACUCACUCAGCUGUCGGCAAGAUUCGACAUGCUCGGAAGCAUCUACAUCGCCAUUUUGAAAUGUGAAAAACAAUGUCUGUGUAUUAUCAGUGAAUUUUAACUUUUAUUUCACAAACAUUUUUCAUCAUUCUAAGUAAUUAUUUGUUUGUCG